Molecule: messenger RNA, 1551 nt
Organism: Aspergillus glaucus CBS 516.65
Lineage: Eukaryota; Fungi; Ascomycota; Eurotiomycetes; Eurotiales; Aspergillaceae
Gene: nemA
Product: Nem1-Spo7 phosphatase catalytic subunit NEM1
Exons: 2
Coding region: 1-1551 (516 amino acids)
Molecular function (GO): protein serine/threonine phosphatase activity
Source: RefSeq, a predicted model, not a curated record
AUGAACUCGCUGAAUAUCCUUUCGUCUCGAGUCAUUGGCCAGUCUUCCAAUUCGAAUCGCAUCCGUCAACGCUCCCGAUCGCAAGGAGACAACGUUCCACCAUCCAAGAGUCCGCCGGACGAUGUCGGAAAGCACCGGUCCUACAGCGACGACGAGGUUUCUUCGAAUAACAUUCUGGAAAAGCAGGAUGGCGAUAUAUCCGAAUCGACCGAGGACAUAGCCGAUACUGUUGGGGGUCCUGUAUUGGACGAGAAGUCGCCGUUACUGCUACGCGAAUUCAAGAAGGACGGCCCAUUGGCUACGAGAAGCACUCCAGGAUCAAUUGCGCAGCGUAUAUUUGAUGCGAUUACGGAAACAAUCAAGUUCAUUCUAUCUACAUUGGCGGCUCCAGGAGUCUUCGCGGCGCAAUGCUUCCGAGACGAUGACGGUCACUAUUCCCCCAUGGCUCCGGUACGAAAGCUCCGACGAUCCAUCGCAAGAGGCUCGCAUAGAAAGAGGGCGAGUAAAGGCGGAGGCAAGCAAGGAGAUGCGCGCAACCGUCGCAGUACACGGAAACCCAAGAGCCAUAUCCCACGAGAGUCGAUCGCGUCGAGUACUUCUGAAUCGGAAGGGAGCGUUGUGAAGGGUCUCACUUCUAGCGGCAAGAGUCGGACGUCUAUUAAAGUGAACAAUUCGGACCAAGCUUCGGAGGCCCCCCGUCGUUCAAUUCGGAUCAAAUUGCACAACGAAGAAACCCUGCAGCGACAAAGACAACGUCGGAGCCAGAGCGCCGAUCUGCGGCAACCAUCGCAUGAUGGCGGUUCCCGGGCAGGGUCCGUCAGUCUGGAUAGUAUCAAGUCGCCCACGUCUCCAUCGUCUUCCGUUCAUCGCAUCACCAAGUACCCACAUGCACCCGCUCCCCCACGACCGCUGAUUCCUCCACGUCUGCCUUCGUACACUGCGGCUCCGCGCAAUGCCAAAAUUCCGCAGAAGACUCUUGUUCUGGAUCUCGAUGAAACCCUCAUACACUCGCUGGCGAAAGGUGGCCGCAUGUCUAGCGGUCACAUGGUCGAGGUCAAACUGUCAACACCCAUGACCACCGCUCUCACGCCAGGCGGACCGCCCACGAUGCUAGGACCGCAGCACCCUAUUCUCUACUACGUCCACAAACGACCUCAUUGUGAUGACUUUUUGCGCAAAGUCUGCAAGUGGUUCAAACUGGUAGUCUUCACGGCCAGUGUCCAGGAAUACGCCGAUCCGGUCAUUGACUGGCUGGAACAAGAGCGAAAGUAUUUCCAGGCGCGAUAUUACCGUCAACAUUGUACGUUUCGGAACGGGGCGUAUAUAAAAGAUCUGAGCGCCGUGGAGCCGGACUUGAGCAAGGUGAUGAUCUUGGAUAACAGCCCUAUGAGCUAUAUUUUUCACGAGGAUAACGCCAUUCCAAUCGAAGGUUGGAUCAACGACCCAACAGAUAACGGCCUACUUCACCUGAUCCCGAUGCUAGAAGCAUUACAAUACGUGACCGACGUCCGCGCCCUUCUUGCAUUGCGCAGAGGGGAAGCAGAAGCAUGA